Messenger RNA from Sinocyclocheilus grahami, 784 nucleotides. Its product is annotated as PQ-loop repeat-containing protein 3-like. The coding region runs from base 20 to 550 and encodes 176 amino acids. NCBI's taxonomy places the organism in Eukaryota, Metazoa, Chordata, Actinopteri, Cypriniformes, Cyprinidae. The transcript has 6 exons. The record is from RefSeq and is a predicted model, not a curated record.
AUAAUGUUAAAUAUCAACUAUGUUUUUAUGGAUGGCCAAAAAGUGUCCGACCCAGUUCUUCCUCUUCUUCCUGUUUGUGUGUAGGUUUAUAGUGUUCAUGUCCUAUCAGAUGUAUUAUGACUACCCACCGCUCACAUACCUGGAGUAUCCCAUCCUCAUUGCACAAGAUGUCAUUGUGCUCCUGUUAAUCCUGCACUACAACAGGAACAUGAAACACAGCCUCAUAUACGCAGCCCUGUUUGUGGGUGGAUGGCAGUUGCUUACAGCACAGAAGUGGGUGAUUGAUCUGGCCAUGAGUUUGUGCACUGUCAUUAGUGCUGGCAGUAAACUGGCACAGCUUCAGUGUCUGUGGCGCUCAAAGGACUCUGGGCAGGUCAGCGCUCUCACCUGGGCUCUGGCCACAUAUACAUGCCUGGCACGGAUCUUCACCACCGUCAUCACCACAGGAGACACACAAGUUCUCAUACGGUUUGUUGUCAUGAGCAUUCUGAACAUGUGGGUCACAGUCACAGUCGUCUACUACAAACCUCAUGCAGUGAAACAGGAUUAAGGGGAUGCAACUUUCUGCAUACAGUUUAUCUCAAUGUAUUCUGUCUGCUGUUGGAUUUUUUUUUUUUUGAAGAACUAAACUAGAUUAAGGUCAGGUGCUAUUUGGAUGUAACACAUUUAAAAUAUUUAAGGUUUACUGACUUUGGGUAAGUGUGUACAACCAAAAAUCUUACAAUGCUCUGGGUUUCCCAGUUUAGUGCUUGCAAGCCACUUUUUUGUUGAAAAUUUAAAUCUU